AUGUCUGCAGACGACGAACAAAGCGGCUGGCAGCUUACCGAAUCAGAUCCAGGCGUCUUCACUGAGUUGCUGAAAUCGCUCGGAGUUCCACUAGUAGUGGACGAUCUAUAUUCGCUCGACUCAGCUUCACUUGCUGACCUGCAACCCUUGCACGCAUUUAUCUUCCUCUUUAAGUGGGUUGGAUCGUCAUCCGAACCCGCCGAUGGACAGUAUGACCCCGACUUUCCUGGCUUUUUUGCGCACCAGGUUGUAAACAACGCGUGCGCGACUCUUGCUGUCAUGAACGCGAUCGGGAACAUCCCCGGCCUUCAGAUGGGCUCCCAGCUCUCUGAUCUGAUGAGCUUCACGACUGGGAUGGACCCGCAAACGCGCGGUAUGGCAAUUACCAGCUCGGACUGGCUGAGAGAGGCACACAAUGCACUAUCUCCGCCUGCAGCAAUAUCAUUGGAUGGCCUAGGGCUGCCGAAGACGUCAGAAGAUGCGUACCACUUCAUUGUAUACAUGCCUUAUAUGGGCUGUGUAUACGAAUUGGAUGGUUUGAAACACUCGCCGGUCAGUCAUGGAUCAUAUCAGGAAAGUGGCGAGGGAUGGGUCGCAAAAGCUAGGGAAGUUAUCGAAGCCAGGAUAGCGACGUACCCGGCAGGCGCGCUCGAGUUCAGCCUGUUAGCGCUUCGCGAAGACCCAAUCCCAAAACUUCAGACGCAACUAGCUGAGCUGCAGUCGACAGGUCGACAGGUAGACGCAGCGGAACUAUUAGAUAAGCUGACCACCGAGAACGCAAAGCGUGAGCGCUGGGCUUUCGAGAACAGUUUACGGAGACACAACUACGUUAGCCUGAUACACGCGCUUCUGGCAGCGCUUGCUAAAUCGGGUAAGCUGGAGGCAGCAAAAGAUGGUGCCAAGCAGGCAAUGCAGGAACGCGUGCGGAAACGGAAAGACAAAGGUGAAUCAACGAUGGACGAAGAUUAA
This is a messenger RNA of Fibroporia radiculosa, 969 nucleotides long. RefSeq lists its product as uncharacterized. Bases 1 to 969 code for a protein of 322 amino acids. The transcript has 5 exons. The record is from RefSeq and is a predicted model, not a curated record. Gene Ontology annotation, biological process: ubiquitin-dependent protein catabolic process; protein deubiquitination. Gene Ontology annotation, molecular function: cysteine-type deubiquitinase activity. Lineage: Eukaryota; Fungi; Basidiomycota; Agaricomycetes; Polyporales; Fibroporiaceae. Gene Ontology annotation, cellular component: cytoplasm.